Rangifer tarandus platyrhynchus (Svalbard reindeer) is the source of this 2304-nucleotide messenger RNA. NCBI's taxonomy places the organism in Eukaryota, Metazoa, Chordata, Mammalia, Artiodactyla, Cervidae. The record is from the annotation of a GenBank genome assembly.
AUGAGAAGAGAGGGGCCCGUCAGCGCGCGGAAAGGUCAAGGAAGACGGAAUGUGGACGUCAAGUGCACCCGUCUGGGACCCUGCAAGACUGCCAUUGCCCUGCGACUCAGCCCACUAGCUGGAUACCAAACACCAGGCUUCUGUGCUGUUCUGAGACCUAGACUACCUGCCUAUGCUCACCUGUCACGUGUUCCUCCCCCAGCCACUGGGCAGCUGGUGAGCAAUGUCCAGUGGCUUUCUCCUGCCCUUUCCCAAGCCCUCCCUGGACCCGGCUUAGGAGGCACCAAGAGCCACCCCCGGCUGACUCUGACACAGGGUGCCAUUUUGAUAUUUAUGGGGAUUGUUGUCCUCACUAUGAAGGCAUCUGUUAUUGAAAUGUUCCUUGUUUUGCUGGUGACUGGAAUACACUCAAAUCAAGAAAUGAUGAAGAAAAUGAAAAGGCCCAAAUUCACUGUUCCUCAGAUCAGCUGUGAUGUGAGAGCUGGGAAGAUAACGAAUGUCGAGUUCAUUGUGAAGUGUCCGCCAGGAUGCCAAGACCCUAGGUACCACGUUUACGGCACUGACGUCUACGCUUCCUAUUCUAGCGUGUGUGGCGCUGCAGUUCACAGUGGUGUGCUUGAUAAUUCAGGAGGGAAAAUACUGGUUCAGAAAGUGGCUGGACAGUCUGGCUAUAAAGGGAGCUACUCCAACGGCGUCCGGUCGUUAUCCCUUCCACGAUGGAGAGAAUCCUUCGUGGUCUCAGAAGGUAAACCCCAAAAAGGUAUAACCUACCCAUCGUCUCUUACAUAUUCAUCAUCUAAAAGCCCAGCUGCCAAAGCAGGCAAGUGUCCACGUGAGACCGCAAGAGCAGAUCAGAGCCCAUCAGUUCCAGGGACAGCAGCACAGCCAGUCACUGUGACGCAGGUCCCGGGGACCACCGCCAUCGAGACCACCCACACCAUCUUGCCAAAGCCCUCCCCAUCUGCAGGCUCUACCACCAGCAGCCUCCAACCACAGCCCGUGGGCCAGAGAAGCAAGGACCUGGGGGAACCUGCCUUGUGGAAACCUGAAUCGGUCCUUCUCGAUGCAGGAUUUGUUCCAAAAGAAGAAUUAAGCACACAGUCUUUGGAGCCAGCAUCCCAGGGAGAUCCAAGCUGCAAAGUUGACUUGUCGUUUUUAAUCGAUGGGAGCUCGAGCAUCGGCAAACGCCGAUUCCGAAUCCAGAAGCAGUUUCUGACCGAUGUCGCCCAGACUCUUGGCAUCGGCCCCGCCGGUCCUCUGAUGGGUAUCGUUCAGUACGGAGACAAUCCUGCUACCCAAUUUAAUCUCAAGACUCACAUGAAUUCCCAGGACGUGAAGGCAGCCAUAGAGAAGAUUUCUCAGAGAGGAGGGUUGUCUAAUGCAGGCCGGGCCAUCUCCUUUGUGACCAAGAACUUCUUUUCCAAAGUUAAUGGAAACAGAGGCGGUGCUCCCAACGUGGCCGUGGUGAUGGUGGAUGGCUGGCCCACAGACAAGGUGGAGGAGGCCUCGAGGUUGGCGAGAGAGUCAGGAAUCAACAUUUUCUUCAUCACCAUUGAAGGUGCCUCUGAAAAUGAGAAGCAGUACAUGCUGGAGCCCAACUUUGCAAACAAGGCUGUGUGCAGAACCAACGGCUUCUACUCACUCACCGUGCAGAACUGGUUCAGCCUCCACAAGACCGUGCAGCCCCUGGUGAAGCGGGUCUGUGACACCGACCGACUGGCCUGCAGCAAGACCUGCUUAAACUCGGCCGACAUCGGCUUCGUCAUUGAUGGCUCCAGCAGCGUGGGGACCAGCAACUUCCGCACAGUCCUCCAGUUUGUGGCCAACCUCAGCAGGGAGUUUGAGAUUUCAGACACGGACACGCGGAUCGGGGCCGUGCAGUACACCUACGAGCAGCGGCUGGAGUUUGGGUUCGAUGAGUACAGCACCAAAUCUGAUGUCCUCAACGCCAUCAAGAGGGUGGGGUACUGGAGUGGCGGGACCAGCACAGGGGCUGCCAUCAACUAUGCCCUGGAACUGCUCUUCAAGAAGUCCAAGCCCAACAAGAGGAAGCUAAUGAUACUCAUCACCGACGGGAGGUCCUAUGAUGACAUCCGGAUACCAGCCAUGCUCGCCCAUCACAAGGGCGUGAUCACCUAUGCCAUAGGAGUGGCCUGGGCUGCCCAGGACGAGCUGGACGUCAUCGCCACUCACCCUGCCAGGGACCACGCCUUCUUCGUAGACGAGUUUGACAACCUCUACAAAAUCGUCCCCAAGGUCAUUCAGAACAUCUGCACAGAGUUCAACUCACAGCCUCGGAACUGA